Molecule: messenger RNA, 2180 nt
Organism: Pelobates fuscus (common spadefoot toad)
Lineage: Eukaryota; Metazoa; Chordata; Amphibia; Anura; Pelobatidae
Product: colorectal mutant cancer protein-like
Exons: 13
Coding region: 45-1913 (622 amino acids)
Source: RefSeq, a predicted model, not a curated record
AGUGAGGAGAUGGUGUAUGCAAAAUCUCUUUGGAAAGCAAAGAUAUGGAACAAGCUGCAGAAUCAGCUCAGGACUCUGAGAAGUUGUCAUCACUAGAUCUUUGCGGUGGAGGGUGUCAGAGUGAAUUAUUCCUACAACUCAUGGAGGUGAUCUCUUCUCUGGAAAUGUGGACAUUUUCCAGGAGGAGUACUUCUGCAGUUGGACCUAUGGAAGACCAUAUACCACCAAUGCUGCACUCAACAGUCUGCAGUACCAUCUUACCCACUUCUGUCAUGCCGGAACUGAAACAGGAAUGGGACCAGAAAUCAAUUCAGUCUGAGAUUUCUCGGCUUCGGGAGCAAAACACUGCCCUGAGGUUCAAACUCAUGGUUACAGAUGUUGAGCUGGACAGGUCAAAAGUCACUCUCCGUGACUUCAUUGAUGAAAAGAAAAACCUGCAAAGAAAGGUAAAUUCCUUACAGGACAUUUUGGAAGACAAUGAAAAUUCCCUUCAAUCACCAACCAUUCCUGGGGGCGAUGCUUUGUGUGAUCAGUACUCAUCGUUAAGUGACCCACAACCAUCUGAUAAAGCAUCAUUAUCCACAUUAAAAAGUCUGAUCCAUUAUCUUCAGAGCCUCCCUGGAAUAAAGCACGCACAACCUGGGACACCUGAGGUCCAACCCAACAGUUUGCAGGUUGAGAUGGAAUGGCUUAAAGGACGCCAUGAGUGGAUGAAGAGGAUGAACGACCAACUCUCUGUCACUUUGAAGGAAUGUAAGACUGACUCAGAGAAACUGAGCAUGUAUCUUGGGAUACUGGAGUCUACUUGCACUGCACUGCGCCUGGCACUGCAAUCCAGUGAGAAGUGCCUGAGAACCUACAGUGUUCUACUUGCUCUUGCAGAGGCAAAGGAGGAGAUCCUGCUAGGACAAGUAGCAGCUGGAGAAUUUCUAAGUGCAGGUUGGAGUUUGCUGCCCAAGGAUUUAGAAAUUAAGACCAAACUGUUCUUGAUGGAAGUGAAAAAGACAUUUUGCAGAGAGGGACCAAAUUCAGAAGUGAAGAAGAAAGAUACAGGAAGCCCAGCAAUUAUUAGGUUAUACGCUCCAUGGUUGAGUGAUGAAGAGGAGCAGACCUUGCAAGACUAUGUCAAAUCUCUGAAGUUUGAUCUGACAUCUAGAACCCUACAGGAACAACAGCACAUGGGAAAAGAUGGAACAUCUCACUCACAGGAAGUGGCUCAUCUAGCUAACGUGAUUAAAACAAAAGUGGACAAUGCAGUCAAGUCCACAGUAGAAGUUUCAUCAGGACACCAAGAGAAACCUCUUCGAGCUCAGAUUGUGCAGGAGCUGACAGACACAAAGGAAUGUCUUUCAGAAGUCAGAGCCAACCUGCAGCUGCUGCAGACAGAGAAAAGAGCUUUGGAACUGCAGAUUGCAACUGAGAUGGAGACAGAAAGGGCAUACAUGCUCAUCAGAGACCAGUUACAGAUGGAGCUGAGUGAACUGGCGAAAGGGGAAGAGGAUUCUAGGACUGCAGAGAAAUACACGGUUUAUCUGAAGAAUGCCUGCAGUCAUGGUGAGCAAUGUGGACAGCCUCUUGACAUGCAGCAUCUGCUGGACUCAUUAGUACGGAGCACUGAACUGAGGACACGUGUUGAGAACCUUACAUUGGAACUGGAUAAAUUGUCCUGCAAAGUUCGUGUUCAAAAGGCCCUAUCUGCCCAAGUUAUCAAUGACUUCUUCAAAGCUCACAGGAAUCUCUUCAUCACGUACCAAAAUGCCUGCAGAAAAUAUAAAGAGCAGCAGCACAAACUGGAAUCCCAGGCUGUUCUGAUGUCACAACGCCAAUGCCAACAGUUACAGGACCUUAUGAAGGCUAUUGUGAACCUUCAAGCUCAGAAAACAGCAAGAGAUACAAGUGAAACUUCCCUGUAAGACGUACAGACUAACUCGUUACGAAAAUAAAAUCACUAAUGUAUGGAUGGGGCAGUGAUGGCAAUCCAAAAUAAAAGACACCAAAAUUAUGCAGUCCGUAGUAACUCAGCUCUCUGAUUUAAAGGGACACUGUAGGCACCAUAACUGCUUUAUCUUACUGAAGUAGUUAUAGUGUCUUUUUUAUGCUUAAUGCUUAAAGCGGCAUGCCAACCUUACCUUUACAUAAUCCGUUCCUCUUCUCUCCCUCUCUCAGGAUCUUUUCUCCAU